AUGCCACCACCACCGGAAGAUAUUCAUCACUCAAAUAAGAAGAAAAACCUCACUUUUGAUCAAAAGAGAGCAAUUGUACAAAUGUUAUUCCAAGAGAGUCAACAUGGAGUACUAGCAAAAGGAGUCAUUUCCAAAGUUGCCAAUCAUUUUUCUAUAUCUAUAAGAUCAGUUUCUCGAAUUUGGCAUGAUACAAAAGCUUAUAUUGCAAAUGCAAAUGUACAUGAUUUAUCUUCAAAGCUUGUGGAAAGGGAAAAUCAACCGUACAUAGAAGAAUCAAAGAAGGAAGUCUUCGACCGCAUUCAAACCCCGUGCAGCCAUAUUUAUCGGACGAUAUCAAUGAUCGAUGAAGGUACACUCAAAUCCAAACCAUUUUUUAUUAACAUGUAUGAUCGAAUUCAUAUUGAUGAAAAAUGGUUUUAUAUAUCUAAGACUUCACACAAGUAUUAUCUCCAUCCGGAUGAAAUGAAGCCUUAUCGCACAUGCAAAAGUAUACGAUUUAUUGCAAAGAUUAUGUUCUUAGCUGCGGUGGCUCGUCCAAGAUUUGAUGAUAUCUCCAAUAAAGAAUUCAAUGGAAAAUUUGGGAUAUGGCCAUUUGUGUUUAAGGAACCAGCCAAGCGGAGUAGCAAAAAUCGUUUAGCGGGGACUUUGGAGACAAAGCCAAUUUUAUCAGUUACUAAAGAUGUUAUUCAUUCAUGUUUGAUCGAAAAAUUCUGUGGGAAGAUAUGGGUUACUCAUUUAUGUUGUCAACCUCUAAAUAGUCCUGAUUUGAAUGUCUUGGAUCUUGGAUUUUUUAGAGCUAUUGAUUCACUUCAACACCAAGAGGCUCCAAGUACAAUGGAUGAAUUUGUUUUAGCCGUGGAGAAUGCUUUUUACAUGUUCCCCGAAGAAGAUUUAAACAAUGUCUCUUUGACAUUACAAUCAUGCAUGGUUGAGAUUUUAAGAAAUUUUGGUGGGAAUAACUAUAAGAUUCCACAUAUGAGCAAGAAAAAAUUAAUUAGAAAUGGGCAAUUAUCAAUUUGCAUUGAGUGUGACUCUCAAAUUUUGAAUGAUGCAAUGGAAGCUACUCGUGAAAUACAAGGAACUCAAGAAACUCAAGAAUGA
Tripterygium wilfordii is the source of this 1101-nucleotide messenger RNA. RefSeq lists its product as uncharacterized. Gene Ontology annotation, molecular function: nucleic acid binding. The coding region runs from base 1 to 1101 and encodes 366 amino acids. NCBI's taxonomy places the organism in Eukaryota, Viridiplantae, Streptophyta, Magnoliopsida, Celastrales, Celastraceae. The record is from RefSeq and is a predicted model, not a curated record. The transcript is spliced from 3 exons.